AUAGGCUAGACAGAUAUAACACUGAAGCAAAUUUAAUUAGCUGGGGAGAGAGAACAGUAGCAGAGUUGUAACCUCAUCAUGUCAAGCAGUGAAAUCACAUUGUUCCUCUUGUUUCUCAACAUCUCUCUCUUCCCAGCCAUCUCUUCUCUGAACCAAGAAGGUCUCUUUCUCCUCUCAUGGCUCUCAACAUUCAAUUCAACCUCUUCUGCAACCUCCUUCUCUUCCUGGAAUCCAACCCAUCAAAACCCAUGCAAAUGGGACUACAUCAAGUGCACCAGAUAUGGCUUUGUUUCCGAAAUCACAAUCAGCUCAAUCAAUCUUCCAACCACCUUCCCUACUCAGUUCAUCUCCUUCACCUUCCUCACAACCCUUGUCAUCUCCUACACCAACCUCACCGGAGAAAUUACGCCUUCAGUGGGAAACUUCUCAUCACUGGUCACUCUAGACCUCAGUUUCAAUGCUCUAACAGGAAGAAUACCACCUGAAAUCGGAAAAUUAUCCCAACUGCAGCGACUAUCGCUUAGUUCAAAUUCAAUAAAAGGUGAUAUUCCAACAGAAAUCGGGAACUGCUCAAAGCUGCAACAGCUUGAGCUGUUUGAUAACCAACUUUCCGGGAAAAUUCCAGCAGAAAUAGGACAGUUAUGGAGUCUAGAAAUUUUUCGUGCCGGUGGGAACCAGGGGAUUCAUGGAGAAAUCCCAAUGCAGAUAUCAAACUGCAAAGGACUAGUUUUUUUGGGCCUUGCAGAUACUGGGAUUUCUGGGCAGAUUCCAAAUAGUAUAGGGGAGUUGAAAAAUCUGCAGACACUUUCAGUCUAUACUGCAAAUCUUUCUGGUGAAAUUCCACUGGGAAUUGGAAACUGCUCUGCUUUGGAAAAUUUGUAUGUUUAUGAAAACCAAAUUUCAGGUGGAAUUCCUAGUGAAUUGGGGUUGCUGAAAAAUCUCAAAAGGCUGCUUUUAUGGCAGAACAAGCUAACUGGGACCAUCCCAGAAGCUAUAGGGAAUUCUUCAGGCCUGACAGUAGUCGAUUUUUCUCUGAAUUCUCUGUCUGGUGAGAUUCCCUUGUCUCUGGCAAAAUUAGGUGCAUUGGAGGAGCUUCUGUUGUCUGACAACCACAUAACCGGCAAAAUCCCGGAAUUCAUUGGCAGCUUUCCAAGGCUGAAGCAACUUGAAUUGGACAACAACAUGUUUUCUGGUGAAAUUCCAUCAAGCAUUGGGAAGUUGAAGGAGCUUUCUCUGUUCUUUGCUUGGGAGAAUCAGCUUCAUGGUAGCAUACCACAUGAGCUGGCCAACUGUCACAAACUUCAAGCAUUGGACCUUUCACACAAUUCUCUCAGUGGGUCAGUUCCAACUCCUCUCUUCAAUCUCAAGAACCUGACUGAAUUGCUGCUGAUAUCAAAUGAGCUUUCCGGUGGACUUCCACCUGAAAUCGGCAAUUGCACGAGCCUGAUUCGUCUACGGCUGGGAUCAAACAUGUUUACUGGCCAAAUUCCACCAGAAAUUGGGCUGUUGCAUAGUUUGAGCUUCCUUGAAUUGGCAGAAAAUAGAUUCACCGGUGAAAUUCCUUCGGAAAUUGGCAGCUGCGCUCAACUAGAGAUGAUUGAUUUGCAUGAAAAUGAGCUCCAAGGCCUAAUUCCUUCCUCUUUUGAAACUCUUCUUGAACUCAAUGUUUUAGACCUUUCAAUGAACAAGCUAUCAGGAGCAAUUCCUGAUAAUUUGGGCAAGCUUAUAUCAUUGAACAAACUUGUACUGAAAGGAAAUUACAUCACCAGUUUAAUUCCUAAAUCACUAGGCUUCUGUACAGAUUUGCAGUUGUUGGAUAUUAGCCAAAACAGGAUUGGGGGUACAAUUCCUGAUGAGAUUGGUCAAUUGCAAGGCUUAGACAUCUUGUUAAACUUGAGUUGGAAUCUUCUAACAGGUCCAAUCCCUGAAGGCAUUUCAAAUCUUUCAAAGCUUGCCAGUUUGGACCUCUCUCACAACAUGUUAACAGGAAGCCUGAGAGCACUGGGCAGUCUUGACAAUCUUGUUUCCCUGAAUGUCUCAUACAACAAUUUCUCGGGUUUUCUUCCCGACACAAAGUUCUUCCAGGAUCUCCCUCCCACUGCUUUUCUUGGUAAUCCGGAGCUCUGCAUCAACAGAAGUGACUGCCACAUUGGUGGAAACCACCAUCUAUAUGGCACCCAAUCCAUUAGAAAUAUCACUAUACUUGUUGUGCUUGCUAUAUUUGCAACUACUACUAUUGUGACAGUUGUAGUAAUCUUAUUUAUCAGAGCUCGUGGCGCUGCACUUCACAGAAAUGAUGAAGAAGAUGGUUUGGAAUGGGACAUCACCCCAUUCCAAAAGCUGAACUUCUCUGUGAAUGAUAUUGUGACAAAGCUUUCGGAUUCAAACAUCGUGGGAAAGGGCUGCUCAGGAGUGGUUUAUCGCGUUGAGACUCCAAUGCAACAGGUCGUCGCAGUGAAGAAGCUUUGGACUACAAAGAAUGGCGAGCUUCCAGGGAGGGACCUGUUUGCUGCAGAAGUUGCAAUACUAGGAUCAGUGAGGCAUAAAAACAUAGUUAGGCUUUUGGGAUGUUGCAAGAAUGGAAGAAGUAGAUUGCUUUUGUUUGAUUACAUCAGUAAUGGAAGUUUGGCUGGAUUGCUCCAUGAGAAGAGGGUGUUCUUGGAUUGGGAUGCAAGGUAUAAGAUCAUACUGGGAGCUGCUCAUGGUCUGGCUUAUCUUCACCAUGAUUGUAUUCCUCGAAUUGUUCAUCGCGAUGUCAAGACCAACAACAUCUUGAUAGGACCACAGUUUGAAGCUUUUCUUGCAGAUUUUGGACUUGCAAAGCUUGUCAAUUCUUCGGACUGUUCAAGAGCUUCCAUUACAGUAGCAGGUUCCUACGGAUACAUAGCUCCCGAAUAUGGAUACAGUUUGAAGAUCACAGAGAAGAGUGAUGUGUAUAGCUAUGGCAUUGUGCUCCUAGAGGUCCUAACAGGAAUGGAACCAACUGAUCGGCGGAUUCCAGAGGGAGCCCACAUUGUCAGUUGGAUUAACCAAGAACUGCGCGUAAAACACAAAGAAUUCACAUCAAUUCUUGAUCAACAAUUGCUCCAGCGAUCCGGAACACAAACGCAAGAGAUGCUUCAAGUGCUUGGAGUGGCUCUACUCUGUGUGAAUUCUUGUCCAGAAGAACGCCCCACCAUGAAAGAUGUCACAGCAAUGCUUAACGAGAUCAGGCAAGAAAAUGAGGAUUUCGAAAAGCCAAAUUUUCCCGGGAAGGUAGUUCCCAAUCCAAGAGCAGCAGCUCAUUGUUCUAGUUUCUCGAGAUCAUCUGAACCUCUGAUUUGAUAUAUCUCCUACCUAAUAUUACUUACUCUAAAAUCCAGUAUUUUGAGUUGAUUGAUUCUUUACAAGUAAGGAAAUACUUGUAUACAUUAAUAAUAUUAUGAAGUAGCAAUGGUACUUAAUUAAUAUUCAUUGUAAAUUUGCAAAUCUACGAUGCUUCGUUUCAUCUGGGAUGUGUUCAGUUUUCUUCUUAUGACUUCCCACUAAAGUCAAGGAUUGGAGUUAAAAAGUUUAUAAUUUCAUACCAGCUCAAUAAUCAUAUAAAUGUGUUCUAUUAAAGAUGGAUUACAAAUUGAAGUGAAAGUCUUUCAGAAAAAAUUAAAAAAAAAAAAAAAAAAAAAAAUCAAA
Messenger RNA from Cornus florida, 3669 nucleotides. Its product is annotated as LRR receptor-like serine/threonine-protein kinase RGI2. Gene Ontology annotation, molecular function: protein kinase activity; receptor serine/threonine kinase binding; ATP binding. Bases 79 to 3324 code for a protein of 1081 amino acids. The transcript is spliced from 2 exons. Gene Ontology annotation, biological process: protein phosphorylation. The record is from RefSeq and is a predicted model, not a curated record. NCBI's taxonomy places the organism in Eukaryota, Viridiplantae, Streptophyta, Magnoliopsida, Cornales, Cornaceae.